Molecule: messenger RNA, 2047 nt
Organism: Entelurus aequoreus (snake pipefish)
Lineage: Eukaryota; Metazoa; Chordata; Actinopteri; Syngnathiformes; Syngnathidae
Molecular function (GO): oxidoreductase activity
Source: RefSeq, a predicted model, not a curated record
AUGUUGGAUGUGUUGAUCAUCGGUGGUGGUCCUCACGCCUUGACCCUGGCCAGCCUCCUGUCCCGCUCACACCCCAACCCCGGACAGGAAGAAGUUCCUCCCGCGUCCUGCAGGGAACCUCCGAGACUUGACUUGAAGGAGGAAGCACACCACAAGACCAAGAGGAAGGUAACACACGGACACGAGUCGCUGGAGGCGAGUCUGGCCAAGUCCACGCCAGGCGAUGAUGAUGUCAUGACAGGCGAUGAUGAUGUCAUCACGUCACCCAUCAGCCUCCUGGUGGUGGACAGUUAUGGCCGCUGGACGUCUUUGUGGAGGAGUCAGUUCUCUGCUCUCAACAUCCCUCACCUGCGCUCACACACUCUGGUGCACACUGACCCACUCAACAAGAUGGCGCUGCAGGAGUUUGCGUUGAAGAACAAUCGCUCGGCUGAACUCCACAGUCUCCCCGAGCAGGUGUUCAUCCUGGAUGAAAACACUUUCUUCAACGACACGCCGCUCGGCAAGAAGGAGAGGAAACGCCUGAAGGUCACCUCCACACGACUGAAGGUCACCUCCACACGUCUGAAGGUCACCUCCACACUCCAGAAGAACAUGUUCCUCAGUCUGCCAGGGACCAAACUGACUGUGGACUUCUUUCAAGACCAGGUGCAGCGAUACGACCUGGACAAGUUCCUGGUGAAAGGAAGUGUGACUCGCAUACUUCCUGUGACCCAAGAAGCCGAGAAGGAAGACCAAAAAGGAGGCGGGGCAAGACGGGUGACACAUUUUCAAGUCCACUUUCAAGACGGCGCCAUGCGACAAGCCCGACGUGUCGUCAUGGCGACAGGCCCCACCCGGGCCCAGAUGGCCAACAUUCCGUCGUGGGUCCACGGACUGGAGGAGAAGUUUCCAGAAGGACGCCUGCAGCACACGGUGCGCCUCAUGCACUUCCUGUCCGCUCAGCAAGACCAUGGAGACGUGACAGGAAGCGUGUGUGAGCCGGGUCACAGGGUCAUGGUGGUGGGCGGAGGGCUGACCAGCGCCCACGUGGUCGCCAUGGCGCUGCAGCGAGGCGCCAGUCAUGUGACCUGGGUGAUGAGGAAGCACCUGCAGCUGAGGCAGUUUGACGCGGGUGACGUGGAAGGUCUGCUGGGCCGCUACUCACACCUGGACCACGGCGUCAAGAUGGACGCCCGAGCACACCUGAGACAGUUCUACCAGCAGAGGAGUCUUCAUGCACGCCUGGCUAUGAUUGGUCAGGCCAGGAAGGGAGGGGCCGUCACCCCGCAGGCCUACAUGCACCUGAGACCUUUUAUUCUGAAAGGACAGGUGGAAGUCAGGUCUUACUGUCAGGUGUUGGAUGCCAGCUGGUGCUACAAGAAGCAGGAGUGGAGACUUCAUGUGAGCAGUGGAGAUGAUUGGACAGGAGACAUGAUUUGGUUGGCCACUGGAUGUAAGCUGGAUGUCAGACAAGAUCCUCUACUCUCUGACGUCAUGAGCAUGUUCCCUAUCCAGGUGCUGGAUGGAUGGCCGUGUAUCUCUGAGAGCCUGCAGUGGACGGAGGGCUGUCCCCUCUACCUGAUGGGACAAUACACGGCUCUGCAGAUUGGAGCCCAUGCGGUGAACCUGGCAGGUGGACAAGCAGCCAGCAUGAGGAUUGCCAAAGACAUCCAGCAACACCACAACAAGAAGAAGAUGGAGGAGGAAAGUCAUCUGAGUGCAAGAAGACUGACUAGUGAAGAAUCCAUCCAGCAAAUGCAUGGACUUUUAUGGCUUUAACUGCGACCUCAGAUACAAAAUAUAAUGUUUAAAUACGAUGAGCUUUGACAUCUGUCACUCUGGGAUUGAUUGGUCAUGUCCAUGCUGGGUUUGACCUCCUGGACUGGGACUGUGAGUCUCCCUCAACAACAUAAGUUGCAUUCAAAUAAUGUUCAUGACAUAUGAAAUAUUGUGUAAUAUUGAAAUUACUUUAUACUUUUGUCAUUAUGUGACCAUAAAACACCUCAAUCAGACUUGUUGCUGUGUGUAUAUUACCUGGUUAUGUGUAUUAUAUUGUGUGUGUAAU